CUGUCACAUUCGUGCAUCAUGACUUGAAUCGUGGUUGACAGACCUGACAGUUUUGCUGCGAUCAGCUUUGACGUAUAUGCAAAAGACUAAAUGUAAAGUUAAAAAAAGAACGACGUCACGCACGGAAGCGAUCGCCGCGACAUCCGCGAGCGACGCCUGACAUUCCGCCGUGCUCCCGUCCGUCGUCGUCGACGGUUGCGUCAAUGCCGAGGAGCGUGCGACGCGUUUCGCAUCGCGGUGCGUGUGCCUCCUCCUCCUGCUCCGGUGGUGUUUUGUGUUUUGGGACGUGCCGCUCGCCGUCCUUUAUCUCCGCCACCGCCCGUUCGCCCCGCUUCCUUCACCGUGCGUUGCUCCUGAGGUAUCACAAUAGUGAUUCGACGUCACGAUCGACGACGAUCCCCCACGGACGACAAUGAACGAGAUGUAGAUCUUGAGAUCUUACGCUGCACCAGCGUUGAUUGACGGCGUCGUGACGUCGAGUCUCGGAGCGAAUAACUACGACGAGGAGAAAGAGGAAUCUGCGUAUUCCGAUUCUCAAUCACGGGCGAUGCAUCCUUGUAUCGUUAAUAAAUCAUCGACCUCGGGACAUCGGUAGAGAUUGCUCAUCGAACGAGAAAAAUGGAGAUCCUCGGGGACUACGAGUACAAUCCCAAGGACCUGAUCGGUACCGGCGCCUUCGCCGUGGUCUUUAGGGGCAGGCAUCGUAAAAAACCAAAUUUGGUGGUAGCUAUCAAAAGUAUUACAAAGAAAACCUUGGCUAAAUCGCAGGACUUGCUGAAGAAAGAGAUCAAAAUCUUAAAGGCGUUAACAAAACUGCAUCAUGAAAAUGUUGUUGCAUUGUAUGAUUGUAAGGAAUCUAAUCACAAUGUCUUCCUGGUUAUGGAAUAUUGUAAUGGUGGAGAUUUGGGAGAUUACUUAAAUGCAAAAGGUACACUUUCUGAAGAUACUAUCAGACUGUUCCUUAAACAAUUGGUCCGUGCGAUGAAAGUGUUGCAUGCCAAAGGAAUAGUCCACAGGGAUCUCAAGCCACAGAAUAUUCUGUUGAACCACAAUUGUGGCAAAGCAUGUCCACAACCGCAUGAAAUUACGCUGAAAAUAGCGGAUUUCGGUUUUGCCAGGUUCCUACAGGAAGGUGUGAUGGCCGCGACUCUUUGCGGAUCGCCAAUGUACAUGGCGCCCGAAGUCAUCAUGUCCCUCCAGUAUGAUGCAAAGGCAGAUCUGUGGUCCAUAGGGACCAUAUUGUAUCAGUGUCUCACUGGGAAAGCGCCACAUCCCGCAAACAAUCCUCAUGCACUUAAGUCAAUCUACGAGAAUACAGUUAAUCUUGUUCCCAGUAUACCACCUGGAACGUCACCCGAGUUGACGAAUCUUUUGAUGGGCUUGCUGAGGCGUGAGGCGACCGAUCGUAUGGACUUUGACCAGUUCUUCGGCCAUCCGUUCCUCACAGGAGUGCGGGAAAGUCCGAGUCCGAGUCCAGUGCCCACUGAAUUACCGGCGUCGCCGGGGACAAUGGCGAUCCCGAUUGAAGAGGGGACGCCGAUUGUCAAUAGAUCUGAACCAGAGGCGACAGAAACUCCGUGCUCCAGUCCUGAAGACGACUUUGUUCUUGUACCGAGCGAUAUCAGUAGCGACACUGAUAAUAAUCCACCAGUCAAGUACACUAAACAAGUAAGCAGGGAAGCUGUUAGUCCUCCUCGACCAUGCUUAUCGAAAUUGGGCGAAUAUACCAGGCAGACGAGCAGGGAAGCCAUCAGUCCACCUCGACCGUGCUACUUGCCGAUUUCCGAGCCGAUUCCCGUUCCAUGCCAACGAAAUACGACGGCUCAGCAACCACCGCAGUCUCCUUCGGCAAAUGCCGCCCGCGGUAGUAGCGUUGUUCCCCGCUCCCAGCCCAUUAGCAUGAAACGCAGUGUGGACUCUCAUAGAAAUCACCCACCGGAUAUCGGCUCUCUCAGCCCGCCCAGCGUACAAUUUGUUAUUGGAACUCCUCCUGGCAGAAGGUUGAGCGAGACACCGCCGCCGCCAAAUACCUGGCAGGUCAGUCCCGUGGCGAGACACACGCACACACCAAGCGGAACCUCGCCGUUGCGGCGCUCAACGGGCAAUAAUAGCGCCUCCUCGCCGUUGCUCACAGGACCGCUGGCAGUACUCGGCUCGCCGACAUCGAGAGCUUUUCAAGAUAACAACAACACUCUCAGGCACUCGCCUGUUAUACCCUUUGGCACCAGAGCCGUCACUCUUCCCGAGAUAUCUGAAGCCAGUAGUUUCCAAAGCCUCUUUCCGGACUUUCCGCCGACCGACGAUCGCCCGCUGACAUUCAUCGCACCGGAGUUGCCGGAGGAGACUCUGAUGGAGCGCGAGCACAACGAGAUCUUGGCGAAACUGAACUUCGUCGUGGCAUUGUGCGAGUGUGUGUGCGAGGUCGCCAGGUCUAGAGCUGGGCCGCUCGGCAACAUCGAGGAACAACCGGCGCCGCUUAACAGCAUCGAACAGGCUGGCAACGCGGCCACCAGGAAACGCGCCGAGCAGGUCAUCCUGUUGGUGCGCGCCCUUCAGUGGCUCAGCUCUGGUCUGAAUCUGGCCACUCAGGAGCUCAAAGCCGGGAGACUGCGUCCCACAACCAGCGUAAAGGAAGUCGUCGGUACUAUGAACGAAAAAUUCAGGUUGUGCCUGACAGAAUGUAAGCAGCUGAACAGCGUGGGACUCCUUCGCCAAACAGGAGCCACGGCGGACAAGAUACUGUACAAUCACGCGAUUCACAUGUGUCAGUCGGCAGCGUUGGACGAGCUGUUCGGGAAAGGCGGCGAAUGUUUCCAGCGUUAUCACACGGCGCAAAUUUUGUUGCACUCGUUGGCGCAACACGUCAGCCAUAGUCAGGACCGAGCUCUGCUCAUCAAAUACAAGGAGGCCGUGGAGAAGCGGCUGUACGUGUUGCAACAACAGGGUUACAUCUACGCGACCGAGCCCACGUAGCGCUUGUGAAACACGGCAGCCGAAUACGGCGGCGACAGCCGUCGAGAAGAAGUCCCGCCUGUGCAGCCGCCCGUACCAUCGUACUCGAUAUCCUUCUUGUGUAAUAUAUUCUGCCCUAUUCUGUACAAAAGGCGAGACUGAAGCUGACGAUCUCGCAGAUCGAAAUCGCAGCGGCGGGACUGAAUUCGCGUUUAGCUUUCUUUUACCGAGGCUACGUAAAGUGAAAUAAAAAUAGAGAAGCUAUAUAGUCGCGUACGGAAUAGGGUAGAGAGCGAAGAAAGUCUCCUCCCAUCUAUAUCUAUUUACUCCCUCCACCCCGCAGAUUUCUUUACAUGAUUUAUCAAAACCUAGUAAAGGCUAAGAUAUUAAGAUUGUACACUGUAUAAUGUACGUGCACGUGGUCGGUUAACUAAUUUUAUUUCGUAUAUCAAUCAAUAAACGUGUAUACUGACA
Molecule: messenger RNA, 3426 nt
Organism: Ooceraea biroi (clonal raider ant)
Lineage: Eukaryota; Metazoa; Arthropoda; Insecta; Hymenoptera; Formicidae
Gene: Atg1
Product: serine/threonine-protein kinase unc-51-like protein Atg1
Biological process (GO): autophagy of mitochondrion; response to starvation; reticulophagy
Cellular component (GO): autophagosome; phagophore assembly site; cytoplasm
Molecular function (GO): protein serine/threonine kinase activity; ATP binding
Source: RefSeq, a predicted model, not a curated record